This is a messenger RNA of Colossoma macropomum (tambaqui), 6041 nucleotides long. It is a transcript of the gene stard8, whose product is annotated as StAR-related lipid transfer (START) domain containing 8. Gene Ontology annotation, molecular function: GTPase activator activity; protein binding; lipid binding. NCBI's taxonomy places the organism in Eukaryota, Metazoa, Chordata, Actinopteri, Characiformes, Serrasalmidae. The record is from RefSeq and is a predicted model, not a curated record. Gene Ontology annotation, biological process: actin cytoskeleton organization; regulation of Rho protein signal transduction; signal transduction.
UUCUCCUCCUUCUCCAGGCAGGGAGCGUCGCGUUGCGUUCAGACAGAAACUUCACUCAUUCAGCAGAUCAGAAACUCUCAGAGACACCUUCAUGACCUCUCAGAGAUGACCUUUUGACCCCUGGCCUGGACCGGGGCGCUGUCGGAGAUGGGGCUUCUCGGCUGUCUGGGUGGAUUUUUCAGGAAAGCCAAGACGCUGACUGUGUCCUGUAGGUCCAGACGUCCAGAGGUGGAGGCGAAGGAGGCGUGUGAUUGGCUGAGAGCAGCAGGGUUUCCCCAGUAUGUGCAGCUCUAUGAAGCUGGUUUGUUCCCGAUUGACAUUGCCUCCGUCAGGAGAGACCAUGAGUUUCUGGACCACGACUCCGUCAGAGCGUUAUGCAGGAGGUUGACGACCUUGAACAAAUGUGCUGCUAUGAGCCUGGAGGUUCACUUUCGGUGCAAACAGAGUGAGGACUCUGAAGAGGAUGACGCCUGUGCUCUCAGUUCCCGCUGGGCAUUUCAGCGUGAGAGCAAAACUUGGUCCCGCCUCUGCACCGUCGCCCCUGCCGACGGGGUGGUGACCUUGCGGCCUUCGGCAAGCAGCGACAGCGUCCUGAGCGACUUCAGCCAUGACGUGACCUCGCUGACCUCGGACCUCAGCCUCAGCAGCCUGAGCCUGGACAGCACUCGGGAAACAACGUCUCCGGGGGUCGCGACAAGUGAAAGCUCGGACUUUGCGCAAGUCUCGUCAAGCCGCGGCGACGACGAUGAUGCUGUCGACAGUGGUUCGGCUUCGUCUCCGUCCGUCAGGGAAAAGCCCAGACGCACCUCCAGGCUCUUCUUGCGCCGGAUGGAGUCUCUACGGCGACGGAAUCGUGAGAAGGAGACGGUUACUAUGGGCGUCUCCACGGAAGCAAACUUCCAGGAGACGGGAUUAAGUUUGCACUGCACUCCAGAUGCCAGCCUGCCGGGAAUGACCACAAAUAAACAUUGUGUUGGCAAGGAUGCCGCAUGGAAGUCUCACACGAUAUGCCGGACCAACUUCAGCCAAUCAGAAGCUCCGAUCAAACCUCAAAGGGUGUGUCUUUAUUUGGAGGAUUAUCAGUUGGCAUGGGAAAGGGAAAAGCCGCACGGCAGACUUUUCGGAAAGGAGAGGCGGAUCGUCCACCUUCCUUCAGACCACAAGCCUGGAACCUUCCCCAAGUCCUUGUCGAUUGAAAGUCUUUGCCCCGCCCCGCUCUCUGAGUGCAGUGACCGGAUUGGCUGGCCUGUAGAUGAUGGCGAUUUCUCGUUGGGUGGUGGCAGCAGCCGGAGUGAAUCGCAGGACUUUCUUACCGCUGGUUUCGGGAAGAGACGCAACUCAGCAGGUUCGAUUGGGAGCGUUUACGACAACGUUCCGGAGGUUUCCGCCGAGGAAGAGUCUUCCACGUUUGAGGAAGACACAGCGUUCCAGCAUCUGGAUGAUAUUCUACAGCAGGUCCAUGGGCUGCAGCUCAAUAUAGACCAGUGGUCACAUUCGCUCGAGCAGCAGUUACAAGACCACCCGUCCAACUCUGAGAGCGAGUCUACGGCUGAAACUACUUUACCCGGCAGCCUCCAGUACGAGGAUCGGUCAGUGUCGGAUAUGGGGAUGACGGUUAGCGACUAUGAAAGUGCCGGAAAUUCGUUGAACGACGGAGACGGAGAUGGAGAAAUGAGAGAGAGGAGAGACUCAGGAGUGGGAGCGUCCCUAACUCGGCCGAGCAGGAAGUUGCGAUGGCACAGUUUUCAGAACUCCCACCGUCCCAGUGUUUCGUCAGCGUCUCAGGAGAUCAACCGUCAGUCAGCAGCUCAGCUGAACCUGCUGCAGAAGUACAGCCUGCUGAGACUGACCGCUAUACUGGAGAAGCACUGCGACAUGGGCAAACACGGCUGGAGCUGGGCCGUGCCGAAGUUCAUGAAGCGCUCCAAAGGGCCGGACUACAGGGACAAGCAUGUGUUUGGUGUCCCGCCAAUCGUGAACGUCCAGCGGACCGGGCAGCCCCUCCCACAGAGCAUCCAGCAGGCCAUGAGGUACCUGCGCAGCCAGUGUCUGGAGAAGGUGGGAAUUUUCCGGAAGUCUGGAGUUAAAUCCCGUAUCCAGGCCCUCAGGCAGCUGAAUGAGAAUUCCCCUGAUCAUGUGACCUAUCAGGGCCAGUCGGCGUACGACGUGGCGGACCUGCUGAAGCAAUAUUUCAGAGACCUGCCUGAACCCGUCCUGACCUCCAAACUCACAGAGACCUUCCUACACAUUUACCAGUUCGUUCCUGAGUGUCAGAGGCUGCAGGCGGUUCAGGCUGCUGUGGUCAUUCUGCCUGAUGAGAACCGAGAGGUUCUGCAGACGCUGCUGUAUUUCCUCAGUGACAUCGCGUCUGCGCAGGAGAACCAGAUGACCGCGGACAGCCUGGCUGUGUGUCUGGCUCCGUCAAUACUGCAUCUGAACUCGUCCAAACGAGACGGAACCUCACCCAGGUUGAUCAACAGGAAAGGAGGAGCCAAACCUGACCACAAGGACCUGAGUGAGAACAUGGCUGCCACGCAGUGCCUGAGUCACAUGAUCACGGAGUGCAAGAAGCUCUUUCAGAUUCCUCACGAGAUGAUGCUGCAGUCGCGUAACUCGUACGUGGCGGCGGACGCUCAGCCCCUCCCCCUGCACGGUUUCGGGGUGAACGCGCGGGGCGAGCGCGUGGACUAUCGCGCGUAUCUGGAGGAUAACGUUCAGUGUUUGAUCAGAGAGGCUGCAGAGAAGAGCAAAGGCUGGCACAGUACACACGGCCCAGAUAACACCGAGCUCGCUUACAGGAAGGUGGGGGACGGCCACCCGAUUCGUCUGUGGCGUGUUUCGGCAGAAAUGGAGGCUCCGCCCCCGGUGGUGCUGCAGCGUGUGCUGCGAGAGCGCCACCUGUGGGACGAGGAUUUACUGCACAGUCGCGUGAUCGAGAGCCUGGAGAACAACACUGAAGUGUUUCACUACAUCACCGACAGCAUGGCGCCGCACCCUCGCAGAGACUUCGUAGUGCUGAGGCGUUGGUGCACUGAUGCGCUGCGGGGUGUGUGUAUACUCGUGUCCUCUUCUGUCGACCAUGACAACGUGCCGUUGGAGGCGGGACUAAGGGCGGUGCUUCUGACAUCACGCAUUCUGAUUGAACCGUGUGGAAUGGGGCGGAGCCGUCUAACACACUACUGCAGAGCGGACUUACGGGGGCGCUCUCCUGACUGGUAUAACAAAGUCUUUGGUCACCUGUGUGCGGCAGAGGUCGCUCGGAUACGCGCCUCAUUUCCUGUGCUGUCAGCCAAAGGACCCGAGACUAAAAUCUGAGCCGAAGAGAGAAAACGGCGUGAAACUGGAAAGAGAAACGGUUUUACGACUGGAGGGAAUGUUACGCACCAGUGUUACCCUUUGGACCCUGUUUAAAGCCAUAGUUCGCAGACUGAACCCCAGUUUCCUUCCUUAACUAACGUGUAGCCGAUCAGCCAAGAAAGUCUGGUUCUUUAGUUUUAGCUCUGGAGCUACAAGGCUAAUAGCUAGCAAAUAAUGAAAGAUUAUACCCCACCAGUUAGCAUGGUGCUAACUGCAUGCCUUGCCUCAAACCAUGCAGAGUUGUUCAGUAUCUCUAAUAGACCUGAUUAUGUGGUUUCUGACACUGUAUGACUCACUGUGAUCUAUAAACAUGGACAGAAGUACGUUUGCAUAGCUUAAAAACACACUACGCAUUUUAGCCACAGGUUUUUAGCAUCAAGAGCUAAAACUAAAGAAGCAGACGUCACCAGGCGCGUCUUGGCUGGUCAGCCACGUUCGGAGAAAAGGCAAAAACUUUUGACGGUUUGAUUUUUUACAAAGGAAAAGUGUUAAAAUUAAUGAUUCGUAUCGUCUCUGCAUGAUGAAAUCAGCAGCGCCAGCUUAGCUUAAUGCUAAUCGGUUUCAGUUUUGUAUUCAUGCACGUCGUACAGGUUCAGCAUCGGAACACGAUGAUGUCACAGUGUCGUGAUUAUAAAUGAAGAUGCUGUGAUGUCACAAUUGACAUGAUGAUACAGUGUUGAAGCUGAGGAUGGUGCGAUGAUGUCACAAUUAAGGAAUUUUUUUUUAAGCUCUUGAAAUUCCUGCUUUUAAACCAUUUAGGAUAUCACAGCCAGCCAAUCAGGAUAUCACAGCCAGCUAAUCAGGAUAUCACAGCCAGCCAAUCAGCAGACCCGAUUUUUAACUAAGGACGAAUAUGUAAAUGAGCAAACAGUUUGAAUUAUAUGCAAGAAGGUCUAUAAGACGAUAUAUGGGCCUGGCACUCUUAUGCAAAUGGACACAGGCUUCUGUUGUUUGUUUGUUUGUUUGUUUGUUUGUAUUUGUUUCUUUUGUGUGCGAAUGGAAACGUCCAGAUUAAUCCUCAGAGGGUCUGAAGUAUUGAGUACAGACUGAUAUGAAUGGGUUCUGUAUCUGCAGAGGGGAAAAUGUGCUGAGACUGCAUUAAACCUUCAGGUUCAUUCAGAACACGUGCACACCUGCUACUCCACUACAGCUGUGUGGGUGUGUGUGGGUGUGGUGUGGGUGUGUGUGUGGGUGUGUGUGUGUGUGUGGUGUGUGUGUGUGUGUGUGUGUGUGUGUGUGUGUGUGUGUGUGUUUGCGUGCAGAGACUCCCAGGAAAUAGCCCAACCACACAUGCUAAUGCUCUUAUCUAGAGCGACUUAUUAUAAUUUGAUCAUUUAUUACUCUAUUUGGUGGCUAAUUGCUAACAUUCGUUCAUAACACUAUCAUUUUCUUCAAUCAAACAUGCUAAUGUUGCUAAUAGAGAAGCAAAUGGGUAACAGUUAGUAUCAUGAAAAUAACAUGGUGCUACUUGGUGACUGCUUGCAUUCAUUGUUUGUAAUUGAAACAUGCUAAUGUUGCUAAUAAUUAGCAAAAGUGAAUAGCUUACAGUUAACACCAUGAAAUGAACCGCGCUCGCCGGAGUCAACAGUCUGAUUGGCUCUUUUUGUCGAAGGGAGGGACUUUUUCCAUAAACAGACGCCGGGUUGAGCGUUGAACUGUUUCCUCCAAUACUUUCAGUAUUGCUGACCAUGAGCGUUAGCCAAUUAGCAUGAAGCCAUGUUAUUUUCAUGAUGCUAAUUGUUAGCUAUACGCUUUCUUUCGUUAUUAGCAACAGGAACGCGUUUAAAUGACGCACAUGCUAAUGUCUCCAACAGUAAAAGUCGUUAGCCAACAAGUAGCAUGUAAUUUUCACGAUCACAAGUGUUAUUUAUACACUUUUACACAAUAUUAGCAACGUUUGUUUGAAUGAAGAACUUUAUGAUGCUGCCAACAGUGAAUGUAAGCAAUUGGCCACUGAGUAGCAGGACAUCAUGUUAUUUUUGAAAGGCUAAUCGUUAGCUAUUCGCCUUCAUUCAUUGUUAGCAACAUUAGCAUGUUUGAAUGAAGAACCGUAAAUGUAAACAAUUAGCCUCCAAGUAGCGCGACGUCCUGCUAUAACAACUAUACUAUUUGUUAGAUGUUUGCUUUCAGUCAGUGUUUGUUGUCGUGUGGAUGAACGUUCUGAACCGUCCUUCUGUUUAUCUGUUCGUGACUUAAGGAAGUUAAAGCGAAACUCUCUGUUUUGCAUGUUUGCAUGAAUGUUCUUCUAAAACUGUGAGGAUCUCGAAGCCAAAUGACCUUUGAUUCACUCAGGCCGACCUGUAGUGACUUAGCACUUAUUUUUAUGCUGGUCGCUACGUUUAUAAUCCAAAAUAAAAGCUCCCUCUUCAGGCUCCGCCCACAAAUCUGUUCUUUGGUAGCUACUGUUGUGAGGUUGGGUGCUUAUAGCCUGCGCUAGCUAGUAAACUAGCAAGGCUAAUAAGCUAACAGUGUUAGCUAGCUAGCUAUAACAGCUAAAGCCUUUCUGUUUAGACCGUAAAUCAGAUAUUUAUGAUUGCACGCCAAAAGACUACCUAAAGUACCCUGACAUGGUGCACAUACAAAAUUAAUAUAGAUUCAUAUGAAUAACCGACUCUAAAUGUAGGUAUUGUGAUAUAAACUGAGUCUGUUCUACAGUUUCUCAUUAGGCUGAAUGAAUAACUGAC